Entrophospora sp. SA101 is the source of this 522-nucleotide messenger RNA. NCBI's taxonomy places the organism in Eukaryota, Fungi, Glomeromycota, Glomeromycetes, Entrophosporales, Entrophosporaceae. The record is from the annotation of a GenBank genome assembly.
AUGGUAGUUGUAGGGAGUGGCAAUGAUAGUAAUGUGGUAAGUACAACAACCAGUACAACUAGUAAUAAUGAGGGAUCGGGAGGAUCGAAUUCAUCACCUGCGCAUCAUGUAAGCAAUUUUUCCACUACAUCACAAUUAACAAGCACAAGUAUGAUAUCUGAGAAUAGGUUGAUUAAUCUUGAUGAAGAAGCCAAAUUGGUUUAUGGUGUUAUUUACUCUUUAAGAAACUUUGUCAAGAAACUUACUGGAAGUCAAGAUGGAUUUUUAUCUUACCGUACAUCAACUUAUAAAUUACAUUAUUAUGAAACUCCAACAGGUUUAAAGUUUGUGAUAAACACAGAUACAAACGCUGACUCACUUAGACCAGUAUUAAGACAAAUUUACGUAAAUUUUUAUGUAGAAUAUGUUGUCAAAAAUCCUUUAUCUCCAGCUGAACAUCCACAUGGUGAAGGUGUUAAUAAUGAAUAUUUUAAGGCUGCUGUUGAUAAAUUUAUAAAAAGUUUGGCUGUAUUUGAAUCAUAA